CAGGUUAGUAGUGUUAUUUCUCUUUUUUUAUUCCUGUUAACUCCAUUUUCAAACUUUAAUUCCAAUUGAAUCGACAAGAAUCAAACAAAACAGGAAAAGAAAAUAAAACAAAAUGGGAAAAAACACACCCGCAGUCAUAUCAAAACGUAUAUCCCUUUUUAUAUUCUCCUUUCAUACAUUCUCCCCCUCUCAUAUCUCAUCACAGACCGAUGACGUGUCUUUUAUUGCAUAGGGAUAAAAUUAGUACAUCAAGAGAGACAACAGAGAGACAAAAAAACAUCAAAGAAUGCAAUGGAUGGCACCAUAACGAAACACAAAGCAGAAUAUAGAACAUAUAGCCUAACUAAAUUUAUAUCAUGGCCAUCGGCCAUGACAAGUACUACACUACUCUGCUUCAUCUCUUAAGAUUUUGGUAAAAUACACACUUUUAAUUGAAAAACGUUCCUUAAGCUUUGCAACGGUUACUGUGAUUGUUUUAUGACUUCAAUUACUUGCAAAAUAAGGAACGCCCUCUCCAGGAACUUGACGAGACCGGGAUUGCCCAUGUCUAUUUCUGUUGAAAAUAAUUCGUUUUCUGUUACUUUUGUCUGCGGGAGUUACCUUUGUGAAGAAUACGUAGAAAAACAAGCAUAUAGUUUUAAAAUCCAUAUCGAGAGUAGCGAUGUAAACAACAUGAAACAGGAACGUAAGGUUAUCAUGGUAGUUGUGUCGUACAAAAAUAGUCUGAUGCUAUUCAAGCUUUCCCAUACACUUAGUACUUUGAAUGGAUGAAGUUGAAGACGGUCCCAUAUGGAUGUUUCACAUAAACUCCAACCGAACUCCACUUUAUUCAUCAAAAUCUGUAUUCUUCUACCUAUAUAAAAAGAUCUACGAACAGUGUAAUGGAUGAAAAAAACAAUUAACACUACGCCUCAGCUAUCGGAUAAUGCUAUUGUUCUUUUUAGCUCCAUUACAAAUUACGCAGUCAUUAACCGAUACUCAUGUACUACUUGGACAAAGUGGAGUAUUGUCAAUUACAUGCGACGCUUUUCCAUCACCGAAAUUCACAUGGUUCUUCAAUGAUACAGAAUUGAAGAAUUCAGGAAAACAUAAGAUUGAAUCGAAACAAAAUGUGUACACACUAACUAUCAAUAAGUGUGAUCAUCCAGAUGUAGGAACAUAUCGUGUAUUAGUUGACAAUGGUAUUGAUCAUACUGAACAAACUGCUAAACUACAUGUUGGAGUCAAACCAAAAGUUGAAGCUCCAAAACCAGCCAAUGAUCAGACAUGUACCAUUGGUCAAGAUACACAAAUAUCAUGGAAAUUUAGUGGCAUUGAGAAACCUCAUG
This is a messenger RNA of Rotaria socialis, 1328 nucleotides long. The record is from the annotation of a GenBank genome assembly. Lineage: Eukaryota; Metazoa; Rotifera; Eurotatoria; Philodinida; Philodinidae.